AUGCCGACCUCCGUGUCAAACGCCGCCAAGCCCAGAGUGCAAAAGGUCUGUACUCUGUGGACGCAUGACGACAAUUUUUCGAGGGAAGACAUUGUUUUCAAUCGCGAAAAAUUUCCAGAGCUGCCCACGGCGCCUGGAUCGCUGCUCCAGAUUGUGGCCAUAAAAACUGGUACUGCCGUGCGUGGCCUUCAAGGAAAUGCCAGUGGCACGCCAAACCAUGCAUCCCAAACGGAACCGGAUGCUUCUACCUUGAAUGUGGAUCCUGAUGGUCAUGCAAAGAGAGAUCGUCGCGGCUCUAUCACUAUCACUGUUGAUGAGGCUGGAGGACUUAUCCCUGAAGGGCGGGAGGUUGAUGCAGAGAAGGCUUACAUAUUUGUAUCCAAACAGCUUCCUGUUGACUUGAAAGCAAAGCACACAAACUUGCAGGUUUCUAUAUCGGAGAGGAUUGCAAAAGUGUUUGGCUUCCGUAAUCGUAUGCAGGUCAUAGUUACUGAGGCAGAUGAAGAAAAGCAUGAGGCACACCACGUGGAGUUGGUCUUCCGUGACGCAUACCUUGCACGAGCAGACAUGUGGCGUCUGGCUGUCUCUGAGCUCAGUAGUCGCACUGUGUAUCGUGGGCAAAAAAUUCUCUUCAUGGGGACCAUCAAAGCCACGAUCAAGCAUAUAUACAUCAACAACCAGUCUGUACAAUCUGGCUACUUCUCGUCCAGAUCGAAGCCAAUCUUCCGUAGCGAGUCUGCUCGGUACACACUCUUUCUUCAGAUGUCGAAGGAGAUGUGGGACUUUGAUGCGGAAGGCGCGGGCGAAAUCAUGUUUAACAAAGUUGUCAGUGGUUUUCUUCCGGAUCUUUUCAAGAGAUGGCUAAGGAUAAACGCGAGGCAUCUGGUAACGAUUAUUCUCUUCACGCGGAUGCAGUAUGACGGAGAAGUGCUCAUGGACCGUCCUGAUGCGAGUACUAACAUCAGUCCUGAAGCCACAUCUGGAAUGUUCAGAGACUAUUACCGGGUAGUUGUGAGCGAUAUGGCCAGUGGCGAUUGGAUUAAUAUCCUGUACCAGUUGAAGAAGGAGUUUCGAAACUUUCUCCGUGAGGUUUCCCUUGUUCGCAAAUCAGUACCACGGGCAUCACUUGACGGAAGAACCGACUCGGAGAGCUCCACGACAGAAACAGUAGUGGCUGGAAGGCCGUCUUCUGCGAGCCAAGGCAACAUUCUCGAAGCGAUCAAUUUGGCGGCAGCGCAAUUCGCGAAAGACUACAUUGAUAGAGACCUUGUGCGCACCGGCAUCUCAGUCAUAGUUGUCACUCCUGGAACAGGCGUCUUCGAAGUAGAUUACAACAUGCUCAAACUAACCACCGACACUCUGAUGGGUUCUGGAAUUGGCAUCGACCUAGUGUGUUUGUCUCCAAUGCCGCUUCAUUCAGUACCUCUCUUCAAAUACCGAACGCCUCGAGUAAUCUCCGAUAUUCGCAUGGAGAUGAGCGAGGGCAAACCAAAAACAGCCGAGGUUGCGAAAAUGGAAGAGGAGAAAACACCUCGUCAGCAUCAUUCAAAUUUUGGUUCUUUGCCACGAACGCCCAGCGCACCACCGGCUUAUAGCUUGACAUCAGCUCCGACAAUCCACCAUGAAGACAAGUCGGACGGUUGGAGAUACGCCAUGCCAUAUUGGGUUGAUGUAUCCUUUUGGUCUGGUACAUCUGAAGAGAUACUGGAAUUGACGAAGCCUCGUAAAGCUGACAGGAUCAUCAAAAAGUCCCGCAAAAAAGGUCGCAUCUUUACUCUGAGGUGCCGUUUAUACGAAUUGCAGAUGAUGGGUGUCAUGGAGCACGAGUUUGGUGAGAUAUCUAUACCCUAUUUACAGGAAGACCCAAUGUAUCCGUCGCAUUUGAGGAAAGCCGAAAUACUACCGGACACCAGCUCACAGGAAAAGGCCCAUCAAAUGAAGAAUUCAAAGACUGCAGCAAGCUCAUUCUCAUCUAAAGGAGACAAGGACUACGGAGAAGAUCAACUGGAUGAGAUCAGGGUUUCGUACAAAGCUUGGAUGGAUGCUUAUGAUAACGGGAUAUACUCGCCUCUUCUGGAAAGAAGCAAAACGUCAAGUCAGAGCCAGCCUCGCCAGCAAAGGCAAAGCGAGCCAUUUUUCAGUGGAUCCCCUGAUUUAGGCAGAAGCUCAUACCUAUCCUCUUCUUUCCGUAGUGCUGGUACAUCGUUUGGAAAGACGACCCGACCGCUAUCUGACGCCAACUUCCAUCAGCUCAUACGGGAAGUAUCCAACGAAGAAGAAAGCAUAUCCCCUAAAGCAAACACACAUCGGCUUCUCGAAAGGAAUUCGCAGGGUGCCCCCCGAGCGGAUGUUACACGACGACAGCAGACACUAGCGAGAAGCAGCGCAGGUGUUGGUCGCUCUUUCACGCAUAGAGGAAGUGCUUCUGGGAACACAGAGAAUCAGCGUAAGUCUCUGAAACCUACCCCUAUACCGUCUCCCACUCCGAGUCGUGGGCCGUCGCCUCCGAGACGGGAGGGUGCCACAUCUACAUCUAGCGGUUCCAGCACACCAAAUGUAGUGCCUGAUUCAAAACCACGUCCCGGUAAUUGGUUCUUGAGACAGAUAAGCUUUGGAGGGAAACCCGCACCAGCAAAAGCCACAAUCGCAGAUCCAACCAUCGACAUAAGUCAAGGCAAGGUAAAGCCAGCAAUGUUGACUGUCGAGAAUAACCAUAAAGGUGCCAUUGCGGAGAGGCUGGCCAGUACCCGUGUCACGGCUAAUGAAAAGCCUUCUCAGCCAAUCGCCAUCAAAACCGCGUCACGAGGUGGCCCUACAUCAGCUGAAUCACUAUCAUCAGAUAGGGCAAGCCGAUCUGUUGAGACUGUGAGAGGCGGGAAAUCUGGCAAGACUUCAAUACCCUCGCAAUCCGGUUCAGUCAAACGAGACCCAGGAUCUACCUUUCUUCUCGCCGGAGCACGCGCUUUGGGCGACCAUGGCGUGGGUCCAAAGUUAGACCUGUCUUCCAGUGGUGGUGCCAAAGAAAUCCCUAGAACGCUGUCUCCAACCAGCGCGAUUGCCCCUUGGGCUGUCUUGGUCAACCCUUGUAAUCCGAAAAAGAAUGUUCUCAACUCUCGGAAUCAGUAUCGGCGUUGGCAUCAUGUGUUCCCGCGCACAUUACGGACGGGCACCGUCAAAUGGAGAUCUCUGUGCUCACCUGCGGCUGUGCCAUUGACACAUGAAUGGUUCCCUACGCCAGCACAAAUUGCAACUGAAUACAAUGAGAGUCCCUACAAGAUUUCUCAAAAUGAGGACGAUGAUAUGCAGGAUGCUCCCAAAACUAGGGAAUCGCUGAUCAAAGAGCUCAUCGCGUUUAGACUCUCUCAUGGCUUUCAAGUCAUAGUCGGAUCAGCUGUUGCAGAGUUCUCUGGGCGAGAAGAGAAAGCUCUGGCCAGCAUUCUUGCACCAGACUACAUGUCGAAUGACGGUGACACUGUCUUUAUGAGCAUGGGAAAUAACAUUCACCAACUAGUAUGUGUGGCUGGCGGUGAGGUGGAGGUUAAAAGGUACACUCGAAAGCCUACGACUGCUCUGGAAUCUUCUGCUGGUGUUGACAGGCCAUUUCAUUACAACCCGUACAUCCGUACUGCGUUUGAGGAUGACUACUAUCCACGCGAUAUGGUGCUGCGACCUCCGCGAAAGGAAUACAACUGGAACAUCAUCGACACCUUUUUGGCAGGAUAUCAUGACGAAUUCUCCGAAAUAUUACGGUUCUGGAGGGCUCGAUUUGUUUUGAUCCCGGUUGAGAUCCCGCAUGUGCACCGACGCCCUUUGUCCAUGCUGAACGAGGACUCUGAAGAAGAGAUUCGCCUAGAAGGAAUCCAGAAACUGACUCAGCUCUGGCAAAAGUUUCGUUACAUUUCGCCAGACGAGCGACACCAUCAUCAUGCGACAUCGACGAAGCAAAGGGACGCCAACCCAUUAGCCAUUGAGUACCAUACCCGAGAUCUGUCUGCAAUUGUCGCUGCCGGACCUGACCAUGCCAUCUUCAACGACACAGAUAGCGGAAUCCAACCAUCUGUGUAUCCUGAUGCGGAAAAGUAUCACAGGUCAAAUAUUGACCUCAAGAAGCUUGCCGAAGACUUGCAAGGCGAAAAAGGGAUUCCCAUGAUGGAUCGGCGCUGGCAUUUGAAGUUGCACCAGAACUGUUUUCUCGGCUUUGACCUUACGAACUGGCUACUAUCUAAUAUCAAGGAUGUGGAAACCCGAGACGAGGCGGUGGAAGUUGGCAAUGAACUCAUGAACCGGGGCUUAAUCGUGCAUGUCCAAAGACGACACCAGUUCCGCGAUGGCAACUUUUUCUUCCAGAUUGCUGCCGAGUACCGUGCUCCUCGGCCAGAGUCAAGAACAGGCUGGUUUGGUAUGCGAAAGACGGACAAGUCUGGUCCAUCCACACCGCUCGUCGAUAAUCCGCGUUCGUCGCCUCUUUCCUCGAAGGCCAGCAAGAUUCGACCGGGCACCGCGGACUCUUCAUCGACUAGUUCCGAGUCUGUGCCAGAGGGCGAGAAGACGCCAACCCAGGCCAAUGGGGGCAAGCGUCAGGUCACUCUAUCGCGUGUCAUGCGUUACGAUGUUGACCCGCGGAAGCGGUCGUAUCGACCAGAAGUGAUAUCAUUACACUACGAUCGCUUACACAAUCCUGACAACUGCUAUCAUAUUCGCAUUGAUUGGAUGAAUGUUACGGCUAAGCUUAUCGAGGAUGCCAUUGUUACUUGGGCUACCAGUGUAGAGAAGUAUGGGCUGAAGCUCGUCGAAGUCCCCAUUGCGGAAGCCUGCAACAUUGUCGAAUACAACCCUUUUCGAUCGCCGUACCUUGUCAAACUGGCACUGCAGCCGCCACUGGCCCACCCAGAUCUGGUAUGGGACCCGGCCCAUUUCUCACCGCAAUAUUCCAGUACAGACAAAUUUGCGUAUCACAAGGCGUUGUUGCGAAGACUUAACUUUGUGCUAGACAUGGAAGCUGCUAGUUCGUUUCCGUCUGAUGUGAAGGUCACCUACUCAUGGGGCGUUCCGGACUACAAGUAUACGCAGUUUAUACAUCGGAGUGGGACUUUGUUGGCGCAGAUUACGGAUGAGGGUAACUUUUUGCUGCUUGCCAAUCGUCUCGCUCACAACCGUGUCAAGGACAAUGGCAGACUUCGACCGAUUGACCCCUAUGAGCACAAGAAGGCGACGACGGAUGGUGGUCAGAGCACGCGAGUUCCUCCGACGCCUGCGGAACGCAACAACCCUUACCGGAGCCCAUUUGCUAGUCCGAUGGUGCGGCCAGUGCAAGAUUCUAGUCUUCUACACACAGCUCUGGCUAGUCACGAUAGACAGGCGACUCCUUCGCUGCCACUGGCCACGCUGACGCAAAUGACAGCAGAGCAAGUCAAGGAUGAGGUUGAAGAGUUUUGCCAGAAUCCCGACCUCCUUUCGGCCUUGUACAGGGAAGCGUUUCGACAAGCGCCUUCACCGUCGCCUCGAAUUCUGCCGGUAUUGGACGAUAGGAUCCCAAGCCUGGGCUUACCGCCUGCCAUCAACAUCCGCGAAGCCAGUCCGGCAAGCAACAGUUGGGUGUUGAGCUCGACUCUAGCUGAAAGGAGAGAGCGGGGGGUUCUUGGUGGCAUCCCAGAGGUGAAUAGUAGUGCAGCGGGCAGUGGUAUUGCGGGUCGCAGGCAAGGAAGCGAGGGGAGCAUGUCGACGCUGGGGAAGAGGACAAGUCUGGUUAUCGACGCUAAUGCAGAGUGUCAGCCCCGCAGGCAGGAUAGUCAAGGAAGCUUGGGAGGAAGCAAUGUGUAG
This is a messenger RNA of Plenodomus lingam JN3, 5820 nucleotides long. The record is from RefSeq and is a predicted model, not a curated record. Lineage: Eukaryota; Fungi; Ascomycota; Dothideomycetes; Pleosporales; Leptosphaeriaceae.